This is a messenger RNA of Microstroma glucosiphilum, 3238 nucleotides long. RefSeq lists its product as hypothetical. Gene Ontology annotation, molecular function: zinc ion binding; transcription cis-regulatory region binding; DNA-binding transcription factor activity, RNA polymerase II-specific. The record is from RefSeq and is a predicted model, not a curated record. Lineage: Eukaryota; Fungi; Basidiomycota; Exobasidiomycetes; Microstromatales; Microstromataceae. Gene Ontology annotation, cellular component: nucleus. The coding region runs from base 376 to 3126 and encodes 916 amino acids. Gene Ontology annotation, biological process: regulation of DNA-templated transcription. The transcript is spliced from 4 exons.
AGAAGCUCCCGUCCGUACAAGCAAAGGAAAGGCGCCCCAGGCGGCAACCUCGCCCAGAUGAAGCGGCCACGAGACGAUGACGCUCACAAUGAUAGAGGCAGAGAAGACAGCAGGGACAGCAGCAGCAGCUACAGCAUCAACCUCGACGUAUCACCCGGACAUCACCGCUCGCCAGAGGAGAGGGGAAGGAGCGGUCAGGGAGCAUCCCGAGCUCCACCUGGCGCACCGGUAGCCGGAGGCCCUAGCAACAAGGUGUCUUGCCUUCAAUGUCGCUCCAGUAAGGUGAGCAGAGAAGAAGUGUGAGACUGGUGCUGGCCCAUAGUGCAGAUAGCUCAAGACUCUUCCAUCGGUAUCGUAUGUGCUCAGGUGAAAUGUAUGCCUGUAGCAAAACCUUUAGGAUCGCCCUCAACGUCCACGACAGAUGCCGAAGAGCCUCCCAGAUGCGCUCGCUGUACACGGCUAGGCACAGAGUGCGUGUACGAGAAACAUAAGCGCGGGAGGAAGCCAGAAGCAAUCAAGUACAACCGGCUUGAAAGACAGCUGCAAGGCCUUCUUGCUGAGCUCCGUUCCGACAAACAGGACGAUACCUCGAGUAACCACUCGCAGGACAGUGAUCGGCAGAGGUUGCAUGGUCUGACCUCUGAUAUCUUGCACGAAUGGGAGCAAGGAAGAAGUUCGAGCGCCGGUGCCCGUGCAAGUUCCUCGGGACGAAGGCCUCCCACAGCAAGCCCCAGCGGCGCACGAACCUCGACAUACACCUCAUCACACCUUCCUUUGACUCUCCGAGGCGAAGACGAUCUCUCAGACUCAGGUCUUCCUUCUCUGAGCAAUCCGCUAAAGCUCCUCGUACAAGCGUCGGAAGAUCAUGCGGGCGAUAUUGAUGGACGAGACGAUGAGGAAGGUGGGACAAGCCACCAUGCAAACGACAAGGGGGGAGACGAGUCGCGCCAGCAUACUCGAAGACGACUUCAUGCCGCAAGGCCCCGCUCUUUGGCACAACGGUCAUCCUUUCUCCAGAGCCCAUCUUUCGCACCUCGUGGUCUGUAUGAUGCCGAUCACGACAAUGCCCCUGAGCUAGACCCGAUCUCUAUAGGAAUUCUCACCUUGAAUCAGGCACAACACCUCUGGUCCGUAUUUCUCAUCAGGCUGAGCCAUCCACUGAUCCUUCUCGAUCCAAAGUUGUACACCUUCGACUACGUGCGGCCUCGAUCUGCGAUGCUCCUUUCCGUAGCGGUAGGCCUCGCAGCCCGCUUCGUUACGCCUUCACCGACGCUGCCGACCCCUGCGAUUGCCGAAGCACUUGACAAGCACAUCUUGUCAAAGAUCAUCCCUACUAUUCUCUUGGACGGUAAACGCUCGGUUCAUAUCAUCAAAGCUUUUACUCUGUUGGCUGCAUACAACGGCUGGGCAGUGCUGGGCGAAGAUCGCAGCUUCUCAUAUGUGUCCUGGGCAUGGUCAAUGUGUGUCGAGCUGGACCUGAAUCGAAGGAUGGUUAGCCUGCAAGCCGAUCCUCAAGAUGAGAUGCUGCAGCGCAAAUUGAGAGAGCGGGAGAGGACGUACCUUCUCUGCUGGACCUACUCUUUCUCCAUCGCACUCCAUACAGGCCGCAGGUGUUCACUCUCCAUACACGACCCUAUGAUCGCCGCUGCCAAGGAGUGGCACCAUUCGCCGUAUGCCCUUCGGGAAGACGCUGGGCUGGUAUCUAAUGUUCAGCUGCGUCAGCUUAUUGCUCGCAACCUCGACUAUUACACAUCUCACGUGGCGCCGCUCAUGCCCAAGGCUCCAGAUCCAUCUGCGCGACCCUCUUCCUCCAGUGACACUCAGCCGGAUCCGGCUUGCCGCCUGCUGUUGGACUUUCACGGACGAUCUAUUACAGAAGACCUCGAUGCUUGGCAUGCUACUUGGGUCAUGCCGACCUCACUGGGGCAUCACCAUCACGCGGAUAGGGUUGGCAACGGCAGCACAGAACACGACGAUUCUGCGCAAUCUUCCCAGCCUUUCCGCCUGCGUACGACUGCCUUCUAUCACGCCUACGCAUCCCUCAUAUUACAUUCACUGCCACUUCGGCACGGGUCAGCCAAUGCAGCAGACGAUCAAGACGUCUCGCUGAGAAGAUUCACCGAACACGCUCAACGUGCGGCUUUGAGCGUCAUAGCCUUCUUCCUACGUCUUGACCUGGAACUGCUCACCACUUCACACAACUCGAUCUUCCUCACUGUUGGAUUUGCAGCAGUCUAUGCCCUCCUGAGAGGCUCGCGCGAUCGAGACAGUAACGUCGAACAGCGCGGCUCUGGCAGCGAUGAGAUCAAGAAGAUCGAGAGUAUGAUCGAGCAAGUCGUGGAGCGGAUGGAAGAGGCAGGCAGGGUGACGGAGCACAGGCACAGCUUCGCUUCGCAACAGGCUGAGUUCCUGCGAAGAAUUGUCAGACUGCAAGGAAUCAAGCGCCGAAGUAGGCCUGUGCCGCGGGCAAUCCAAGAGGAAGUCGCGGAGAGUGUGGCUCAAUCAAGGGCUGCUUCGGCGGGCACCCAUGCGGCUAGUGCCUCUUCGGCGGACCUGGGCUCAUCCUAUGGACGACAGGUCUAUCCCACGAGCGCCCACGGCGUUGCGCCACAUCCUGCUGCAGAUGAAUCAGGUAAAGAUGUUCUCAACAGCACCGGCAGCGCCCCCAUGCCUCGAUCUUAUCCCCAUAGUACUGCAUCGCAUAUCCCACAGCAAGCGCCUGCCUUGCCUCAGCAUGGCAACAGAUAUGCCCCACAUGCGCAGCAUUAUAGCGACGGCAGCAACAGCAACAAUGUCUUUGGAACCGACCUCGACUUUGACCUUGCACUCGGUCUAGACGUGGGAGGCAACAGUGCCAACAACGCUGCUCCUUCUUCACUUUCCAGUGGCACCGGCAAUGGGAAUGCAGCCGUCGGCGGUGGGCCUUAUACUUCCUUUAGAGGCAACGGCGGUGAAUUUGCCGGCAGACCAAUGGGCGGCUCACCCGAUGCCUUGAUGGACACACUGAUGAUGAACAAUCCCAUUGGACUGCACUUGAACUCUUUAUUGGCGCCGGACCCGAAUGAUUGGGCUGCACCCGACUGGUCCUUUUUCAUGCCUCAUGGCAAUGAUGGGACACGCAAUUGAGCAGUGUCUGUCCCUCAGACUGCAGACGAGAAUGAUGUUAGGCGGCGGCGUGGUAUUGAGUUGAGUUGUGAAUAUAGCGGAACGAUGCAAAUGAUUCUACAACAAUGUCCAC